AUGGAGGAAGGACUCGACCCGUCAGCAGGGGCCUCAGCGUUUUCGGCCGAAUUCCUGAACUCCCUUGCCGCCGCCGACACCAUAUCCCGUGCAUCAUCACCGGGCUUACCAUCCUCCACCGACGACACAGCCGAUGAUAGCAAACGCUACCGACCGCGAACCUUUGCCUACUUCCAGCUCCUACCAUACCCGGUCGAGAAGGAGGCUGAGCGCGAUGCCGCAUUACAAGGGAUACUUAAGCAGCUCUACAUCGCAGUAAAGGCCGAAGAUUUCUCCCCGGGUGCUAUGCAUUGGACGCGCCAGCUGCAAGGAUGGCUAACCCUCAAAUUCGAUAUGCCUCGCGAGCUGCGGGCCAAGCUCGCGAGACUGUAUUUCCACCUGGCACUAGCCCCUGGUCUGGAUGGUAGUGCAUCUGAUCGCUUUUCGAGGAUGGUUGUCACUAUGACAAGGAAGAAGCAUUUCCUGAAGCCUCAAGAGGAUCUGACGCUCGACUGGAGGCCUCUCUGGAAGGAGAUCAAGGCAUUAGUAUUACCCGGAGAAGCUCCCGCGCAUCAUUCGUCUAGGAGACGAGGGCUCAAGCAUCUUUGGAAGUUAUGUCUACAUUCUCAGUCCUACUUCGACCCGAAGGAACGGCACGCCAUGCUAGAGGAACUGCUACCGUACUUCAGCACGUCAGAUCUCCAAAAUGCCUACAUUGUCAUGGGUGUUUUGAACGUUUUGAUGCCAACGACUCCAGCACCUCCCACUGAGGCCAUGUCUCAGCCAUCCGACUUCUUGCCUACCUUCUUCCAUCUCUGGGCUCUGAUGACUCGAUCUAAGGUCUUCGAUACUGCACUCAUUGACAUUCUCUCAAGAUUGGCUCGAGACUAUUUAACAUGCACGCACGUGCCCUUCACCGAAUACGGCAUUUUUACUCGCGAACAGUCUGACCUCGUCUUUACAUCCAUCCUCCGCUUGACUGAAAUCCCCGUGGGUCAAGCAAACUCGCCUUAUGCUAGCCUGGACUACUCGGCGGGUAUGGGCAUCUUCCUCGAAAAGGAUAAGAAAAAGCACCCAAUCGCCUAUAUCAUUGCACGGUGGAUCGUCUCAUCCCUGUCGCCUCAAUGCCUGGAGAAAGACAGCUCGAUUCUGAACAGCCUCGAGGGUCUCAUGGAAUCCGUGGACACGUUCUUUCACCCGUCGAAUCACGGCUCUUGGACCAAGAUGCUUGCCCAAUUGACCUACUACCUUACCGAGCUGUUUGUCGCUCGUUGGAACAAGGAGCAAAGCAAUGAGCAGGACACACCCUCUGACAGACGUAUCAACGAUGUUCUGAAACGUCGGUUUGUACUAAGUCUGCGUGAAGUCACAUUCAUGGGUCUCUUCGGCAAGAGCACGUCGAUUACCAGCAUGUAUUUCGGUGCCCUGCAGAAUCUGAGUUUCCUUGAGCCUGAGUUGAUGCUGCCCGGCGCCCUUCAGAGGUUCUAUCCUAGUUUGCAGGGCUUGGUUGAAGUUCACAGAACUACCUCUAGUCUCAUCGGCUUGCAGAUGAUUGCAAACGUCAUGUCACGCCAAAAGGGGUUCAGGUGUCACAUCACUGCUCUGCUAGCCCUAGCUCUGCCUGGAAUCGAUGCCAACGACCUCAGCAAGACCCAGUACACUCUGAACUUCAUUCAAAGUGUGGCAUACAGUAUCCCGUUUGUGACAUUGACAAAGGAGAGCAAUAAGGUGCAUGACACGACCUUGGCCAUGCAAUGGGUACAAGGCGAGAUGGCGCGCAUGGAGCAAGAGGGUCAGGAUGUCAAGAUUGACUACGACAACGAGCUGAGCGAUCAGGAUGAAGCAGAUAUCGUCCGCUCAUCGACCGCUGGCUUUGGUGAAUUUAUACUGGCUCUGCUCGGGAAAGUCUUUACGCUGCUCGAGAACCUCCCAGACUCAUCACAGUUACGCUCGGGCUCGCCGGAAGACAACAUCAUCAAUACCCUACCAGCUGCAUUGAACCCUCUGUUUGCAUCGCUCUCACCGGAGCUUUUCGACAUGGUCCUGGAGAAGCUUGCCAAUUUUGUCUCUAGCCAUGUUGUACACCAAGCCCGGGACGCGAUGGCGUGGAUCUGCAACGCACUUUGCAAAGUGAACCCCGAAAAGACCCUCAAAGUCUUCAUUCCAAUGUUGAUAGUCAACAUCCGCAAUGAGAUCGACUACAAUGGGGCUGCCUCAGACCGCAGUAGCGGUACUGAGGUUCUUCCACGGGAUCGGGCCCUUGUAUGGCACAUCAGCAUACUGAGUAUGUGUUGUGUCCACGUCGGCAGCGAGGUGCUGAAGUACAAGAAAGAAUUAUUCGACGUUGCCGAGUACAUGCAAGAAAAGUGCCGAGGACUUCCAACGAUACACAUCAGCAACUACAUUCAUCAUCUGCUGCUCAACCUCACCCAUACAUAUCCCAUCGAUAAUGCCUUGUAUGAACCGGAGGUUAUGAAGCGCGGCCUGGAUGUUGAGGACUGGGGCAAGACAACAGCACCGGCAGAUCUGACUAUUCGAUGGCACCGGUCUCUGCCAGAAGAGAUCCAGUUCGCCGUGGAGCUUUUCGAGUCGCAGGCUGAGGGGGCCAUGCGAAGACUCGAGGCUUUUAUGAGCGACGAGCCGCCCGUCAGCAGGAAAGGAAAGAACAAGGAAUGGUCAGACGAGGUCUCGCGCCAGUUGACUCAGUUACGACUCGUCAUCUCUGGUAUUGCGACCCUUUUUGACCCGAGACGUGCUUCUGCAGAGUCCAAUAGGCACGUUAAUGGCAAUGGCCGCGUCGAUAAAGAGGGUGACGAGAUUAUGGGUGACGACGAAGACGAAGAAGCAAACAACCCACUGGCUGAAGUUGGGGAGGAUGACGAGACGAAACCACAGUUCCGGUAUCAGAGUGGAUACUUACUCACCCCCGAUACCGAAUUGUACAACCGUCUCCAUGGUCUUCGAGAAGACAUAGGCAAGUUGCUCUCCCGAACGCAUUCGUUCCUAAACACCCAUCAGGAAGACGACGUCGCAUGUUUCACCGCACUCUACUCCACCUAUCGCACCUGGAUCACCGAUGUAGGUUUCGAGCGGUCCGCGCAUCCCUACGACCGCUUGGUUCGUCUGUACAAAGCGGACAUUGCGCCUUUCAAGAUCAGCGGCCUGCGCAAACCUUACCCGCGGCCUCUGCUCAUCAAGCGUGCUGAUGCUUACCAACAACAACGGGUUAAGCAUAAUGCGUCGGUCAGACGAAAGAGCGAAAUUGAUAAGCAGCUACUGCUCGACUUGGCCGAGUCUGCCGUCUCGUCGUAUGCUGAUGUACGACGAGUAGCUCAAGGUGCUCAGGAUGCUUCUGUCAAGGCACUCAUCGGUGGGCGACCGCUUGUAAUCCCUGUUCUGUUGGUGAGGUUUCGCAAAGCUCUUGACGAGAUGGACCAUGAUCGGAUCAAGGGCGCCAUGUAUACACUGCUCUUCACCAGUCUGUUGAAGACCUUGAUGCGAGACUGGAGGUUUGCUCCCGACCUUAUGCGUCUCUACAUCAAGACGGCCGGAGUUGACAAGACUUCAAUUCAGAGCCUCAGUUCAACCGCGAUUUACCCGCUGAUGGAUUUCGGGAAGAAGUUCGAGCUGAUGAUUAUUACGGAUGAGAAGAUUGUCGACACUAUCAAACCGGAUGAAGACUGCUCGAAGGCUAUCGCGACGAGGCACGACUUCAUUGUGGAGCGAAGAACAAAAGUGGAAAAGAAGAAGGCCAGCCUGGGGUUGGAACUGAUAGAGACGGCCAAAGGCUCACAUUGGAAGACGGCUAGUCGAUGUGCCAUAUUUGCCACAAACUUGUGUUUGCGAUUUGACACCAUUGCGCCUCCCGAGUUCAUCGAUCUCGUUGGCAAGGGCACGAAUGACCCUCAUCCCGGCCUAAGGUUGAGUUACCUGCAAGCGUUCUCCAACGUCUUCACUUGCAUUGAUAUGCGCGCGGUCUAUGGCCACGACUACCGGACUUACCUGGAAGAGAAGGAAAUUGACUCAAACAAGGUCGUUAUACCGGUACCCAAAGGUGACGCGAAUUUCACAGAGAAGUUCCUGGACGACUUUACCCACCCGGAAAACGUCGACUAUUUCAUCGACUCAGACCAUGCUGGAUGGCUUGUGUGGGGUAAGCAAUACAACGCUUUCAAAGCGAAACCCGAACGAUUCGAUGCUUAUGACGACGUUGAGAGAGCUGCGAGAAAACAGAUUGGUCAACUGAUCACCAGAGAUUGGCUUGCCAAGUGCUUCGAUCACCUAAAGCAAGAACCGCGAGAUGCGUCAGCGGAUAGGUUUAGAAGCCAAAACGUCAUCUUGCUCAUGCACGUGUUCGAUCUCAUGAACUAUGGAGAAACCGAACUUAACUUCGAAGAUGUCAAGAAGCUGACCACUGAGGUCUACGCGGACGGCAGCGACAAGCAUCAACAUCGCGCAACAGCAGAGAUACUCGGAGCUAUGAUGGCUGGCUCGUCGGAUGACCCUGUCGAGAUGAAGGAACGAGUUUGGAGUUUUGCACAGCCGAUGAUACUGAAGAUCUUCGCCGAUAGCCUGACACCCGAGAACCUCUCGUACUGGAUUACGUGUCUUCACUUCAUCAUCGAUACUAAGGAUCCGCGUCGUGCACACGAGCUCGUCAGCAAGUUGAGCUCCUUCCGUCUAGACAUGGACUCGAACGCAGCCUUCAAGGAAUCGUCGAAGGUGCAGCUCCUUGAGUUCAUGAUUAACGAUUGUGGAUGGCACUAUCGCCAUGAGAAACCCAUCCUCGAGGACUUCUUGGCCCACAUUGACCAUCCUUACAAGUCAGUCCGUGAGUCCAUUGGGCGGGUGAUCGCUACAAUCUAUCGCACCCGGUAUCAUGAGUCUUUCGGAAAUGUCGGUACCCUGCUGGAGCAGAACAAGGCGGACUCGUCCAUUGGAAUUCGACCGUACAAGCCCAGCGAUGAAUUCGCAGCCACGAUCCGAGAGGUAUUCACUCGUCUUGAAACCUGGCGACAGGAGCGUACGCCCGGUCAACAAACCCCGUCCUCGUACACAUCUGGUUCGAAGACUGUCUUGACUUGGCUCGAUAGUAUGCUUUCAUCACAGGAGUGUAUUCAGCUUCUCCCAUUCUUCCCAGAUCCAUUCAUUGAUCAGCUACUGCACAUGAUGGACGUCAAGGAGGACCCCGAGCUGAUGCGUCUCGCGUACCAUGUGUAUCGCCACCUUCCUAACAUCCCCUUCCGCGCUGGUGAAGACGAACCUUUCAUCGCCUCUUUGAUACGACUUGGCAAGACUGCCACGAGCUGGCAUCAACGACUUCGAGCGCUUGUCAACAUGCAGGUCAUCUAUUUCAGACGGUUAUUCUUGACGGAACCGUCGCAGCGGGACCUCCUCUUCAAUGCGGUGGGGGAUAUGUUGGCGGACCCUCAGCUCGAAGUCCGGACGGUGGCUAGUGCUACACUGGCUGGUAUGAUUCGCUGUUCUCCAGCAGCAAUUCGAACUCCGAUCAUAGCGACUCUCAAGUCGCGUUUCGAAACGCAGUUGGCGCGGAACCAGAUGCCCAAAAAGAAGCUUCCAGGAACAGAUACCCCAGUCAACGUUACACAGCAGAUUGUUAGAAGACAUGCUGCCGUACUCGGCCUUGGCGCGCUGAUUGAGGCGUUCCCUUAUGCGACACCGCCCCCAAGCUGGAUGCCGGAGGUGCUGGCUCUCUUAGCCAGACGCGCUGCAAGCGAUCCCGGCGUAGUAGGCAAGGCAACGAAGAGUAUCUUGUCCGAGUUCAAGAAGACGAGACAAGACAGUUGGGCUGUUGAUCAGAAGUAUUUUACGUCUGAGCAGCUUGAAGACCUAGAGGGUGUGCUCUGGAAGAGCUAUUUCGCCUAA
This is a messenger RNA of Anthostomella pinea, 5865 nucleotides long. Lineage: Eukaryota; Fungi; Ascomycota; Sordariomycetes; Xylariales; Xylariaceae. The record is from the annotation of a GenBank genome assembly.